AGGUGUUGAAGAUAUAUAUAAAGCUUUAUCUAAUCUAAAUCUUAGUAAGAAUAAUGAUAAUUAUAAAAAAAGACAACUUUCUAAUAAAAAAAUGCAAAAUUUUAAGUUUUCAGAAAAGAAAACACUUAAAAUUGAAAAAUUGUUAAAUAUUGAUGCAGCUAAUUUUACAAAUAGUUUAGAUAAAAUAAUUUUUGAUACUAAUUUUGAGUCUUCUAAAGAAGAAAAUAUUAAUUAUCAGAAUAGUAAUGCUAAAAAUAAUGUUGAUAAGAAAAAUUAG
Cetraspora pellucida is the source of this 277-nucleotide messenger RNA. The record is from the annotation of a GenBank genome assembly. NCBI's taxonomy places the organism in Eukaryota, Fungi, Glomeromycota, Glomeromycetes, Diversisporales, Gigasporaceae.